Messenger RNA from Propithecus coquereli (Coquerel's sifaka), 2353 nucleotides. RefSeq names its product related RAS viral (r-ras) oncogene homolog 2 (gene RRAS2). Bases 324 to 938 code for a protein of 204 amino acids. The transcript has 6 exons. Lineage: Eukaryota; Metazoa; Chordata; Mammalia; Primates; Indriidae. The record is from RefSeq and is a predicted model, not a curated record. Gene Ontology annotation, molecular function: GDP binding; GTPase activity; GTP binding. Gene Ontology annotation, biological process: signal transduction. Gene Ontology annotation, cellular component: plasma membrane.
ACGGCCAUUUGUAGCGGCGCUGGAGGCUGCGUUCGGCAGGCGCUGCGGAGACGCGUAGAGGAGCGCGCCCCCCGGCCACUGCCGCCCCUGGCCGCUGCGGUCACCCCGCUUCUCCGUGCCUCGGGCGGGACCCUGCCAGCCCCCGGCGCCGCGCCGUCGCGCGGACCGGUCCUCCCGGCAGCUCCCGGCGCCCGGGACCCCCGCCCGGCCGCUCGCCCGUAGUCCGCCGACCGCACACGUCCCCGGAGCCGGGCCUAGGGCGGGCGGCGGCGGCGGCGGCGGCGGCGGCUCGUCGCGGCCGGGCUGGGCUCGGAGACGUCCCCAUGGCCGCGGCCGGCUGGCGGGACGGCUCCGGCCAGGAGAAGUACCGGCUCGUGGUGGUCGGCGGAGGCGGCGUGGGCAAGUCGGCGCUCACCAUCCAGUUCAUCCAGUCCUAUUUUGUAACAGAUUAUGAUCCAACUAUUGAAGAUUCUUACACAAAGCAAUGUGUGAUAGAUGACAGAGCAGCCCGGCUAGAUAUUUUGGAUACAGCAGGACAAGAAGAGUUUGGAGCCAUGAGAGAACAGUAUAUGAGGACUGGUGAGGGUUUCCUGUUGGUCUUUUCAGUCACAGAUAGAGGCAGUUUUGAAGAAAUUUAUAAGUUUCAAAGACAGAUUCUCAGAGUAAAGGAUCGUGAUGAGUUUCCAAUGAUUUUAAUUGGUAAUAAAGCAGAUCUGGAUCAUCAAAGACAGGUGAGAAGGGAAGAAGGACAGCAGUUAGCCCGGCAGCUUAAGGUAACUUACAUGGAGGCAUCAGCAAAGAUUAGAAUGAAUGUAGAUCAAGCUUUCCAUGAACUUGUCCGAGUUAUAAGGAAAUUUCAAGAGCAGGAAUGUCCUCCUUCACCAGAACCAACGCGGAAAGAAAAAGACAAGAAAGGCUGCCAUUGUGUCAUUUUCUAGACUCCCUCAAGUUUUAGCUACCAACUGCCAGGAAAAGCCCUCAUUUUCUCCUCUCCUUACAGUUUACAUCAUGUUGGUACCUUUCUAGCCUUAGACAAAUGAUCACCAUAUUAGCCUUAGACCAAGAAGGUGGCUAAUUCUUUCCGUGAAGCUAAUACAAUGGUCAUUUCCACACAGAUUUAAAGGAAACACUAAGGCUGCUUCAAAGAUGAUCUGAUUCCUUUAAAAUACAUGUCUAUAUACACAGACACGUUCUUUUUUUAAGUGCUUACAUUUUAAUAGAGAUGAAUCAGUUUUGGAACCUAAGCUGUUUGCCAAGCUGAAGCCACAAGUUGUGAAAUAAUUUUUAACUUCUGGAAUCAUAUUGCCUACUGUUACUCUAAAUAGAAAUAUAUGGAGUUUUUUUAAAUGUGAAUUUUUGCCUAUCUUUAAAAAUUUCAAUAUCAACUUUAGUUAACCUUAAAUACACUGAAUUGAAUCUACAAAAGUGAAACGUCUCAGACCUUUACUGAUGCUACAGCUUUUGUUUUCCAGUGGCCAAAAUACCAAAAUGCCUAUUGUAUUUAUGGAUUAAAAACUGCUUGUAAAAACCCUUGUUAUUACUCCUACUCUUGAAGAUGAUUAUAUUCUUUGUGGCCAAAUAUUUGGACUCAUUCUGGACUUAGGCAUUUCAGUGUACUUGAUUUUUUAAUUUAACCCUUUCACAGCCAUGCUAAGGGUAAAAAUGAGAAAUAUCUGUCUGUCUUCCUUUUCAAGUAUUCUGGAUAAGGGAUUCAAAAAAACUAAAACUGUUUUUGUUUGAUGUAAUAUAAAAUAUGGAAUUGAUCUUUCCAGGGUCAGAGAUGAUUAAUGUUUUUGCUAUAUACUUUUAUACAUUAUUUUCUUAUCAAACUAGUUAACAAGUAUUUUUAUAUGUUUGUAAGGAAAUAUGCUUUCACAGCAUACCUUGUGUAUAUGUAAAGAUAAGUAUUUAAUUCUCACUGUUCACUUUUAACUGACAGAGAAAAAAAAAUGGAAACUACAGAAACUGUGGUAGAACUUUCACUUGCUGGUCUGGUCCUGGUCGUACCCACCUGUGGCCAGUCAUGUAUCUACUCAAACCUUCCCAAUAGAGGACAACAGGAUGGACUCUGAAAUCACUUUCAAUAUCCCCUACUAGAUAUUGACUGUUAUAUCAAGUAUUAAGUGUAAAGCUUUUAAUUGACAAUUAGUAUAACUGUGGAUGGCUUCCGAUUUUGUUUUUAAUUCUGUGGAUUGUGUUUAAACAAUUCAAAGGUAUGUUCCUGAUUUUGAGAUACUAAGUGGUAUUGCACAGUUGUCACUUUAUUGAAUGUGUACAACAGUCCCAUGAAGUUUAUAAAGCAUACCCUUGUAUAGCUUCAGGUGCUAGAAUUAAAAUUGAUCUGUUAUCACAA